CAAGAAAGGCUAUAGUCGCACAGAGGCUAUGCUGCGCAUAGAAUCGGCGCAUCAAGAGAUUGAUGGCCGCCCGCCUAUGCCCCCUCUUGGCGAAGAUGCGCGUCCUAAGUAUCGGCUUGGCUUCGAUCUGCUGAAGGUCUGGGUUGAAGAUAACUUGGAUCUGUACAAGCCUGAACUCAGACGUGUGCUGUGGCCGCUGUUUGUCUACACCUUCAUCAACAUGGUGUCCUCGUUUAAGCCUCAAGAGGCGAAACAAUUCUUCGACAUGAACAAGAACCUCUUCUUGCCGGAGCACACAGAAGAUGUUCGCGCUUUGGAGCCAAUCAGUCUCCCAGAACAUGUUCAGGACAACGCUACUGCCAAGCUCUAUAGAACUAACAAGUACCGCUUGGUCUUGAGUAACCCGGCAUUCUCAAACCUGAUGCAAUUCUUGGAGAGCAAGCAGAAGGAGGGCGGAUCUGAUAUGACUGCCAUCCUGAGCAGUUACUGUACCAUUAUCACAAAAGAGCGCACUUCCGACGACCGAUUUAGUUUCGCCGCGAUGCUCGGCCAAAGUGAUGGCACCCAGACCUUUCCCAGCGAAGAUGAGGGUAUUCCUGGUCACCACCCCGGGUCUGCUUACACCGGAGAUAACCCGAACAUGGCCGGAACCUUGCCUAGACUGAAACUUGGAAAAUUACCACUUGAGUCGACCCUGGAGACUGAUGUACGCGGCGAGCUCGCGGACGAAGACGCCAAGCAUCCUCCUGGCCCGGGCCAAAACACUUUGAUCCAAGAGUUUGAGCAGAUGAUCAAGAAAGAGGACGACGAAGAGGCACCUACUCGCGCUGAUAUCCCGUAUCCCCCAUCAACCGCUCGAGAUGUCGCGAUCGAGGUUCAAAAGGUCAAAGAGAACCGCGACAGGUUUAGGAUCGAAGGUAGAACCGGUGGUGUUGGGCCGGCCGUUAGUGUCUGCAUGUUUACAUUCCAUAAUACCUACGAUGGCGUCAACUGCCUGGACUUCUCCGAUGACCUUAUGCUCGUUGCGGCUGGUAUGCAGGAGUCUUAUAUUCGGGUCUGGAGCAUGGAUGGGAAGCAGAUCCAGUCGACGUACGACAAUGUGGAUGAUGCGCCCUCAAAUUCUCGUCGCCUGAUUGGGCAUGCUGGACCCGUCUACUCUGUAGCAUUCGCGCCUUCUAUUACGCGUGCCGACAAUGCCAUUGCGCCGACUAAUGCCCGUUGGUUGCUCUCUUCAUCAGCCGAUCGAACUAUCCGUCUCUGGUCCCUGGAUCUGUGGCAAUGCAUGGUAGUUUACAAGGGCCACGAUCAGCCCGUCUGGGAUUUGCAGUGGGGCCCAUUCGGUCACUACUUCGUGUCUGGUGGCCAUGACAAGACCGCUCGCCUCUGGGUCACCGACCACAUCCGUCAACAACGUAUCUUCGUCGGACACGACCAGGAUGUCGACUGCGUCUGCUUUCACCCCAAUUCGGCGUAUAUCUUCACCGGUAGCUCCGAUCACACCGUGCGCAUGUGGGCCGUGACUACAGGAAAUGCCGUCCGUAUGUUUACCGGCCACACAGGAAACAUCACAGCUCUGUCGUGUAGCCGUGAUGGAAAGCUCCUCGCAUCAGCCGAUGACCACGGGUCGAUCCUUCUUUGGGACCUGGCCCCAGGACGACUUCUCAAGCGCAUGCGCGGUCAUGGCAAGGGUGGCAUUUGGUCCCUCAGCUGGAGCGUCGAAUCGAAUAUUCUAGUCUCUGGUGGUGCUGACGGUACCGUCCGCGUCUGGGACGUGGCUGGUCCUGCACAGGAUCCGUCUCAGGGUCGGGUUGUCGGUGAGGGCGGCGCAGGAACCAAGGUCGACGGCGGCAAUCCCCCUGCGGCCAGCACACAAGCCUCCAGCUCCGUCGGACCUGGCAUUGGAAGCAAGAAGAAGGGCAAGGAUGUGGUCGUAACGCCUGACCAGAUCAGCGCGUUCCCGACCAAGAAAAGUCCAGUAUACAAGGUCAAGUUCACCAAUAUGAAUCUGAUCAUGGCUGGAGGUGCUUAUCUUCCUUGAAAGGGGUCGACGGAGGAGAAGGGUUGUGUGAAUUGCAUGCACAGUGGCGCCAGAUACCCGUUUCUCUUUAUCUUUUAUCUUUAUUUAUUGCAAUUUUAUCACCCCAAUUUGCUUUCUUGUCGAGACAUCUUGUUUCCUCCCUGAUUGCAUUGCCGCAUGUAUUCGUUAAUGAUUUGGCUGAAGAAUUUGGCGGCGUCCUGGAUGGAAAACGCAAAUGGAAUGGCCAGCGGGCUUUUGGUGUUUAUUUGGCAAGCAGCAUUUUGUUUCAAUGUUGGAGCGGGAACCUUUGUGAAGAAACGAGAACACAAAAACAC
Molecule: messenger RNA, 2352 nt
Organism: Aspergillus aculeatinus CBS 121060
Lineage: Eukaryota; Fungi; Ascomycota; Eurotiomycetes; Eurotiales; Aspergillaceae
Product: WD repeat TAF5 family protein
Exons: 4
Coding region: 29-2038 (669 amino acids)
Biological process (GO): transcription initiation at RNA polymerase II promoter
Cellular component (GO): transcription factor TFIID complex
Molecular function (GO): protein binding; RNA polymerase II general transcription initiation factor activity
Source: RefSeq, a predicted model, not a curated record